Ectocarpus sp. CCAP 1310/34 is the source of this 510-nucleotide messenger RNA. NCBI's taxonomy places the organism in Eukaryota, Phaeophyceae, Ectocarpales, Ectocarpaceae. The record is from the annotation of a GenBank genome assembly.
AUGUGCCGAAGGCAGGCGCGAGCUUUUACACACCAUGGACACUCUUCCCAUCUCACGUGCAAGUACAGUACAGUACUCGUCAACGCGGGGAAAGGAUUGUUUGCAACUCGAGCAUUCCCAAAGAAUUCGUGGAUUUGUCCGUACUUGGGUGAGAAAACCUCCAAGGAUUGUAUUCAAAAACGCUAUCCAGGGGACAUGACGGCGGCUUACGCGGAGAUGCUUCCUGGACCGGAGCAACUGCACAUUGACAGUGCGUGCAAACGGGGCGUCGCUAGUCUUUCGAAUGGUCUAUUCAACGCGAACGGCAGCGUGUCGUCUCUCAGCCGCCACAAUUGUGUGUCGAGAUACCGUCCUGUCGGGGAUGGAGUACCAGGCGUGUGGCUCAAGUCGACCAAACCACUCAAAAUUGGAGACGAAAUUUUCAAUUGGUAUGGGGACGGAGGGUACAUGUUGCAACACAACCAUUCGACAAAGCGACGAACCAAGGCACCCGACACGCGGCCUUGUUGA